AUGGCUACCUUUACGCGGUUCGACAAGUACAAGCUCCCUACCGAGUUCCUCGAUGGAAACUUCAAGCACACAAUUGUCGCUAGCCCCAGUAGGGUGGAGACAUGGGAGAGGCUCCAUCAGCUCGGGGAAGGUGGGUUCGGUACGGUCUAUAGGGAAAGGUGUCGCGAGACCGGUGCUGUUCGAGCUGUCAAGCAGAUCAGGAAGUCGCUGGCAAAAUCAAACGAAAUAGGUGUCUUGAUGAAACUUAGCUCGUACCACAACAUUUUGUCCAGCUCGCGGGGUGAAGAGGAGCUGACAGAGAGCGAUGCGAAGUCUGUGACGGUCCAGGUGCUCGAGGGACUGGAGAUCAUGCACCAAAAUAACCUCUGCCACAGGGAUCUAAAGCCAGGGAACAUUCUUAUUGCAAGGUGGAUGCCACUCACAGUCAAGGUUGUUGAUUUUGGAGUCUCGAAGCAUUUUGACGGCAUAAUCGAAGGACGCACAUUCACCGGCAGUCAAAAGUACAUGGCACCCGAGAUCUGGGGGAUCUUGCAGAGCGAUACCAGCACCUAUACAACAGCUGUCGAUGUCUGGUCCCUGGGCUGCAUGGUUUACGCUAUGCUCACGAAGGAGCCUCCGUUCCCCGAACCAAGAGGGCUUAUCGACUAUGUUGAGAGUCGUGUCACAUUCCCUCCCAGAAACCUCCAGAACGUCUCACCUUUGGCUGUCGAAUUCAUGGCUAGUUUGUUGAUGCCACUCCCAGCGGACAGAGUUACUGCGGAACAAGCAAGGCAGCAUUCUUGGAUUUCAGUCGACUCAGGAGAUGACACCGUCUGGACCAUGCUCCCGAGUCGUCGGAGUAGUAGAGUCAACUCGUUUCCAGCCAAGACGGGCCCCCUGGUACCAGUUAUACAAGAUGAGGAGGAGGACGAGGAUAAAACCGUGCUCGACCCGUAUGACACCUUCCUUAGUACACAUAAAUCAAAAUUACCAUCCAACUUUAAACCCAUUCAGGUGAAAGCGCUACCAAAACAACCGCAGGCGAUUGCAAUCGCUAAACCCACACGGAAAGGACCGAAAGAAGACGCAAUGAUCGUAGUAGCAGCCAAUGGUAACUUCGCGCUUGUUCGGAGCAUGCUCGAUAGAGGAGCCGAUCUCAACUCACUAGAUUACCAAGGGAGAACGGCACUCAUUUUUGCAGCCCUUGGAAACCAUCUCGCGCUUGUCCAGUUCCUAGUGGAAAGAGGUGCACCUGUCAGUCAAGGUAACGAAGAGGGGAUCACUCCUUUGCACACAGCGGCCGAGGAAGGACAUCUCGCCACCAUGGAGUUUCUUCUUGCCCAUGGUGCCAGUGUGAAUGAGAUGUCAUUGGAUGGCCGUGAUCCCCUCUACUUUGCUGGUAUCUCGGGAAACCUGGAGUGUGUUAUGUUCUUACUCAAGAAUGGAGCGGAUAUGAAGCACCGCACGGCACAGGGAUUUAGUGCUUUGCAUACAGCGGUUGAGAGAGCACAUAUCGCCGUGGCCGACUAUCUUAUACAACUGGGUUUCGAUGUGAUGGAAGAGUCGGUUGAUGGCAGAGCGGCAUUGGACUUCGCGGUAUUAUCAAAUAACGAAGACAUCGUCAAAUUCUUGGUGAAUAAGGGAGCAGAUGUCUCGCAUCGUGAUCACCUCCAGGGAAUCACGGCUCUGCAAAGGGUAGCUCAAGUCGGACAUCUCCCCAGCGCCGUCUACCUUUUGCAAAAUGGCGGACAUGUGAACGAAAUGACGCCGGAUGGACGUACGCCAUUGUAUUUUGCUUGCGCGUCAAAGAACGUUGAGCUGGUGAGGUAUCUGCUGCAGAAAGAAGCAAAUAUCCGCGACCGGACAGAUGAUGGAUAUACCUCACUGCAUAGGGCAGCAGAGAGCGGGGAUCUCCCCAUAAUUAUGUAUGUUCUGGAACAAGGCGUGGAUAUGAUGGAGCCGUCAAAUGAUAACCGAUCACCCCUCUACUUUGCAACUCUAUCGGGAAACGUCAGCGCCGUCCUGCUUCUACUCGAGAAAGGUGCAGACAUCCGAUGUGUGACCAACACCGGGCAGAACUGUUUAAUGGUGGCGGCUGCGAGGGGGCAUAUCCCCAUGAUUGACUUUUACCUGUCACAAGGUUUCGGAAUAGAUGAAAGAGAUAACUCGAAUUAUAAUGCUCUCCAUUUCGUCGCGGAAAAUGGAGAACUAAAGGCAGUCCAGCAUCUUAUUGCUAAAGGAGCAAAUAUCAUGUCAACGAUCAUCACAGGGGCCACAGCCCUUUCUCUCGCUGGGGAGAAAGGGCACAGUGAAAUAGUUACCUACAUUCUCGAGAGACUGGAAACCGGAAACACCGCAAUGCCCCCUCCUCCUAUUCGCCAGAUAGACAGCCCGAGAUUCGUUGGAUACCAUCCACUCGACCAGCCGUACUCUAGUGAUCCUAUUCUCCUGAGCCCGCCUCCUUCUAUUCGCCAGAUAGACAGCCCGGGAUUCGAUAGAUACAAAUCACGAGCAAUCGCGCCGUACUCUAAUCUUAAAGCCAGCUCCAGUGUGUCAGUGGCCUCUGGGUGGUCAUCGGUCAACUCGCAGGCAGGCAUGUCAUCGUCGGUUGGCUCCGCGUCCUCGAAAAAGUCUCGGAAAGGAUUGGGCAGCAUGAUCAAGAGUUUGUUCGGUUGA
Molecule: messenger RNA, 2655 nt
Organism: Morchella sextelata
Lineage: Eukaryota; Fungi; Ascomycota; Pezizomycetes; Pezizales; Morchellaceae
Exons: 4
Coding region: 1-2655 (884 amino acids)
Biological process (GO): protein phosphorylation
Molecular function (GO): protein kinase activity; protein binding; ATP binding
Source: RefSeq, a predicted model, not a curated record